Messenger RNA from Labeo rohita (rohu), 764 nucleotides. Its product is annotated as regulator of G-protein signaling 5. The transcript is spliced from 5 exons. The record is from RefSeq and is a predicted model, not a curated record. Lineage: Eukaryota; Metazoa; Chordata; Actinopteri; Cypriniformes; Cyprinidae. Bases 122 to 616 code for a protein of 164 amino acids.
ACGAUCUCAGGAUCAGAUUAAUGUCACUAUAUAACAGCUGGACACAGAGACGGUGAGAGUAAAUCAGACUGGAGCUGGAGACAUUUGAUCGUUUCUUUGAGGUUCACUCAGACAUUGUGUAAUGUGUAAGGGGCUGUCUGGCAUCCCCUCCUCAUGCUUGGAGAAGGCAAAGGGCAUGAGGGUCAAACUGUCCCACCUGGCCGAAAAGCAGGAGUGGGUUUACAAACACAGAGCGAAUGAGGAAAAGCUGCCACAGGACCUGGAGUCAUUGCUCAACAGCAAGCUGGGCAUUCAGGCGUUCCGCUGGUUUUUGCACUCGGAGUUCAGCGAGGAGAACCUGGAGUUCUGGCUGGCGUGUGAGGAAUACAAGAACUCAUCCGGGUCCAAACUGGCGACGAAAGCCCAGGACAUCUACAAGCAGUUCAUCAACCCUGACGCUCCUCGUGAGGUGAAUCUGGACAGUGAGACCCGUGAGGCGUUGAUGGGGCUGAUGGAGGAUCCCACAACGGACACGUUUGAUGACGCUCAGCAACGUAUUUUUUCUCUGAUGGCUAAAGACUCGUUCCCACGUUUCCUGCGCUCGUCUUACAGCCAGCAGCCUCUUAAAGUCCUGUGAGACUUACUGUGCUGACAAAAAACUCUGUAUCUGUGGUUUAGACUAGAUUGUUUAAUUAAUCUGCUCUCUAUAAAGAUGCAGGACAUAGUUUACUAGGACAUAGAGUCUAUAGACAUCUAUAAUAGCUCACUGUACCUUUAUAUCUUUA